Messenger RNA from Arabidopsis thaliana (thale cress), 3518 nucleotides. RefSeq names its product DNAse I-like superfamily protein (gene CVP2). The record is from RefSeq and is marked reviewed. Gene Ontology annotation, biological process: leaf vascular tissue pattern formation; phosphatidylinositol dephosphorylation. The transcript has 12 exons. NCBI's taxonomy places the organism in Eukaryota, Viridiplantae, Streptophyta, Magnoliopsida, Brassicales, Brassicaceae. Gene Ontology annotation, molecular function: phosphatidylinositol-4,5-bisphosphate 5-phosphatase activity; phosphatidylinositol-3,4,5-trisphosphate 5-phosphatase activity; phosphatase activity. The coding region runs from base 525 to 2378 and encodes 617 amino acids.
AAAACACUCACUAGUCUCUGCAACUUUAUUUUUGUUCAAAAUACGCUGCUUUUACUUUGCCCGUUUCAUUGAAGCUCCUCUCUCUCCCUUUCUUUCUUUCUUUCUCUCUGUAGAAUUUGUUAACUUUAACUUUCUCACUCUAAAAUCUGCCCUCAUUGUCUCGCCUCUGUCUACUUUCAAGAAUUGAUGUCUCUUCAACACUUUCUCUUAUUUUAAGUCUCUCUCUCUUUGCUACAUUUCCUUUUUUUCUGUCUCUGCCAUUAAACCUUCUCUCAAGAACAAAAAAGAAAGAAAGCCCUCACAUUGCUUUGUCCAAAGAGAGUCUUAGAAUCUCAAACCUAUCUCUUAGGGAGAAACCCUGAUUCUAUAUUCUUACUUGCUUUCCUUUAAGUUUCUGUCUCGUCCAGAGGGACAAAGCCCCCCAAUUCCAGUCAAUUUCCUUUGUUUUUGAUGGAUUGAGUUUCUUUCUGUUGGAGAAAGAAAAAGAAAAGAGCUACACAUACACUUGCAGAGAAGAAGCAACAAUGAGAGAAGAGAAAUCCAAGACUAAUAAGCUGGCAUGGUCCAAGAAGAUGGUAAGGAAAUGGUUCAAUAUCAAAAGCAAAACAGAGGAGUUUCAAGCAGAUGAUCCUUCUUCUGCUGGAAUUGAAGUAGAGCAUAGAAGUAGCUUUUCAGCUGAGAAAGCACCUUCCACAAUCAAGAAUACCAAAACUGAGAAACUCAGUAAGAACUGGGAGCAGCAAGCUCGGCAAAGGAGAAUGAAUUAUGAGAAUCCUAGGAUCAUUGAUGUCCAAAACUACAGCAUCUUUGUGGCUACAUGGAACGUAGCUGGACGCUCUCCUCCUUCAGACUUAAACCUUGAUGAGUGGCUUCAUUCAUCAGCUCCUGCUGAUAUCUAUGUACUCGGAUUCCAAGAGAUUGUUCCUCUUAAUGCUGGAAAUGUCCUUGGAGCUGAAGACAAUGGACCUGCUCAGAAAUGGCUCUCUCUUAUCCGAAAAACGCUUAAUAACCGACCAGGAACUAGCGGAACCAGCGGUUAUCACACGCCUUCCCCUAUCCCUGUGCCUAUGGCAGAGCUUGAUGCUGAUUUCUCUGGAUCUACAAGGCAAAAGAACUCUACUUUCUUCCACAGACGGUCUUUUCAGACCCCGAGUAGUACAUGGAAUGAUCCUUCUAUUCCUCAGCCAGGUCUUGACCGUCGUUUCAGCGUCUGUGACCGUGUCUUCUUCAGCCACAGGCCAAGUGAUUUCGACCCGAGUUUCCGUGGUAGCAGCAGCAGUCAUAGGCCUAGUGAUUACUCUAGAAGGCCUAGUGAUUAUUCUAGAAGGCCUAGUGACUAUUCCAGAAGGCCUAGUGAUUAUUCCAGAAGACCCAGUGAUUCAAGACCGAGUGACUACUCUAGACCAAGUGAUUACUACUCUAGACCGAGUGAUUAUUCACGGCCAAGUGACUUCUCAAGGUCUUCAGAUGAUGAUAAUGGUCUUGGGGAUUCUCCAAGCACUGUCUUGUACUCACCAGGUUCUGCAGCAAACGAGAAUGGAUAUAGGAUCCCAUGGAACUCUUCGCAGUAUUGUUUAGUUGCUAGCAAACAAAUGGUGGGUGUCUUCUUAACCAUUUGGGUGAAAAGUGAGCUAAGAGAACACGUCAAGAACAUGAAAGUAUCUUGUGUUGGCAGGGGACUGAUGGGUUAUCUUGGAAAUAAGGGAUCAAUCUCAAUAAGCAUGUUGCUCCAUCAAACAAGCUUUUGCUUCGUUUGUACGCACUUGACUUCGGGACAAAAAGAAGGCGAUGAGCUAAAGAGAAACUCUGAUGUCAUGGAGAUACUGAAGAAAACGAGGUUUCCGCGCGUUAAGAGUUCAGAGGAAGAAAAGUCCCCUGAGAACAUCCUUCAGCAUGACCGGGUAAUAUGGCUUGGCGAUCUAAACUACCGUAUAGCACUGUCUUAUCGAUCUGCCAAAGCGCUUGUUGAGAUGCAGAAUUGGAGAGCUUUACUUGAAAAUGACCAGUUAAGAAUUGAGCAAAAACGAGGCCAUGUGUUUAAGGGAUGGAAUGAAGGAAAGAUUUAUUUCCCACCAACGUACAAGUACUCGAGGAACUCAGAUAGAUACUCUGGAGAUGAUUUGCAUCCCAAGGAGAAACGUCGCACUCCUGCUUGGUGUGAUAGGAUAUUGUGGUUUGGUGAAGGACUGCAUCAGUUAUCUUAUGUAAGAGGAGAGUCACGGUUCUCUGAUCAUAGACCGGUCUACGGCAUUUUCUGUGCAGAGGUUGAGUCAGCUCAUAAUAGGAUAAAGCGAACAACGAGUUACUCCGCUUCACGGGUCCAAGCUGAAGAGCUCUUACCUUACUCCCGUGGAUACACCGAGCUCAGCUUCUUCUAGAAACACACAAAUUCCCAUUUUUUCUGCUUUUUACGGUAACUUUUUCUUCAUUUCUCUUUUCUUUUACAUCUUAGGUUUAAACUUGUGAUAAAAUGCCAGAAACAGUUAGAUUAAUAGUCACCAAACCGACAGAUUAGGACAUAAGUAGAUAAAAAUGUUGAGUCACUGUGUCAGUGACUUGAGCUGGUCCAAAACCAAAGAAGUCCAUAAGUAUCUGUGGUCCUCGUGAGAUUCAAAUAGAUCAAGUCUAUAUAGGGAGACCAGUCUACAAAUUCUGCAUUUAUGUGCAAAGAUGUAAUCUCAACCAAGAAAUGAGGCAACUCCUUCUCUUAGAUCAUUUAAGAUCACCCAACUGAUUUUGAUUUCCCCGGAAAUAAAAAGGACCCCAGUUGAUCUUGCAUCCGGAUUAGGAUAAGGAAUCCAAUAUUGAAGCUUGAUAAGAUUGUCUACUGCAUAUUAUCAAAUCUUUGUCUCUUUUUGUUUGUUUGUCUUACUGCUUUAAACUCUGCAAUGCAUCGGCAAUAAAUCAUAAUAUUUCAAACUUAUUGGUUCUUAACUUUGUGCGGUCUUGAGAAAUGUUUUCACUCAUGGUAGAAAUGGAUUGGCUUUUGUCAGGUGAACAAAAGUUUUUUGGUUCUUUGAGAGUGAUUGAGACAUUCCAUAGCCACUUUAACUCAAAGGGAACAGGCGUUGAAUGUGUUUUGUUGUGAAUUAUAAUUUUGGCCUCGGUUAACCAAUUUUCACAUACCGGCGGUUCUGAGGCAUAUCCGGUUCAUAGCAUGGUUUUUGCUAACUCUAGUGGAUGUUACUUUUACAGCGACGUUAUAAGGAAUCAACUAACCCAUUCAGAAACUGCCAAGUGGAUAGAUGGAAGUUCUUUGAUUUUUUUUUUUGUUUAAUUCUCAUUCUUUUGAUUUAACUUAGCAUUAGGGAAAUAUCGUUUUCUUUUCGUUCUUAUUUAGUACUGUGUCCCCUAGAUAAUCAUAUAUUGUAAUGCUUAUUAUAUAAGGUUUUACGUAAAGAAUAUCUGAAAAUAUACAAAAAGAAAUAUUCAAAUUUGCACUUUAUUUAUGAAAAUUUCCAAAAAGGAAAAGUGAACUGAUACCGCAUUGUAAUUAUCGUUGGACUGAAAAAAGUUUG